Messenger RNA from Coniophora puteana RWD-64-598 SS2, 1716 nucleotides. RefSeq lists its product as uncharacterized. The transcript has 3 exons. The coding region runs from base 1 to 1716 and encodes 571 amino acids. The record is from RefSeq and is a predicted model, not a curated record. NCBI's taxonomy places the organism in Eukaryota, Fungi, Basidiomycota, Agaricomycetes, Boletales, Coniophoraceae.
AUGCCUAUCCCCCGUUCAUCGCGUCUCUCCACUUCAUCCGCAUCUUCGGCAGGUCCGCGCACCCCUAUCACGCGUUCUCCUGUCACCUCGCAUAUUCUCCUCCCUGGGCCGAAUAAACGCAACAGCUCCGACUCAUGGAACAGCUCGAACCUCGACUGGGAGGAGCCUGGCGUUGAGUGGCAGCCGGAGCAGGUUCUUCUGCUAACAAGGACCCUCGAUGCCCUCCCCGCUCAUCUCAUCACGCCCUUUGUAGGGUCUGUGCCUCCUCCCAAUCUCCUUGAUAAAGUCGCUCGUGGUGUGGCCACCGCCAAGGGCCACAAUGACUGGCCGCACUCCGUUCGUUCUACCCGUAUCAAGCUACUUGAGCUGGCCCGCUCCCGCGAUCAGGAGGAGCGAAGACAAACAGCCUUUAGCCAGCACCACAACGUCAUUCUCGAGGAAACAGUUCAUGAAAGCGCGUCAGGUGGCGCCUACAGCCUUCAGGACGGCAGCUUCAAGGAGGAGGAGGACGUUGACAUGCCGGCUGAGGAGAUAUUUCAGCAAACCACAAACACACCCGGGGCUCGUCCCAGACCACGCCCCCUGUACAGGCAAUCGAGCAUGGACUUCCUGAGCGCAGCAAAUCUUGACAAGGACAUUCAACAAAAUGAGACACUCGCUCGUCUAUCUUAUCGCCUCCAGAGGCCUGACCGCACACUCCCUAGCUCUAAUUAUCAACAUCACUAUGCUCGGUCUCCAAAUUCGCGCAGAGCGACUGUUGGCUCCUCUGACACGCCUCCCCGCCUUUUGAUGCCCACUUCGCCCAGUCCGUCACACAACCGACUCUCUAUCGCGUCCACAUCAUCGUCUUCGUCAUAUGGCUCUGCGCGACCUUCCCCGCUGCGUCGUUCAACUAUUCUGGCCUCAGCUGCACCGAAUGAUAUGGAAGUAGAAGUAGAGAAUGUGUUCGCCUCUUCUGGGCUUCGCAACACUCGCUCAACUCUGAAACGCGCGCCGUCUUUCGGUGUGAAAUCUGGCACCGCAGUAGUCACCUCACCAAAGACGCCGUCAACGUGCAAGACCCCUUUCAGAGUUAUGCAGACCCACGCCCGCACUACCUCCCUGUCGUCCGUUUCUUCUGACGAAGAGGAGAAAGUUCGCGAUAAGCGUGCUAAGAAGGCGCGAGUUCGUGAGCCGUCAGGUAAUCACGGAGCCAGCAAGAGCAAGGUUUCCCUCAAUUCUUCAUCCUCUGCGACUUCGACGGAUAACGAUCUGUCUACCUCGAGUCUUUCGUCAAACACGACUGCCACAUCUGUUUCUGACACCCCCACUGCCAAACCUCUUCCUAAAGCCCGGAUUGCUCCGCGGUCCCGUCCGCAGCCCGUUCCCGUCGCUGGUGCUCCCGCUUCAAGGCCUCGUAUCAGCCUGCAGCGAAAUCCUUCAAUGUUUGGUCCUGAGCUGCCUUGUCCCCAGGAGACCCCUGCUUUACCGUCCCGCAUACCACGACUGGAGCGCAUUCAAUCGCCUCCCGCUUCACCCAUGACUCCUGGCAGUGUCUCUCCGAAUAAGACGCCGGCGCUGUCCCCAUCUGUUCCUAGGUCACUUGCAUCGCGCUCGCUUCGUCAUGCUGCGAGGCGCAUUUCCUUCAACAAUAUGGCUUCGGGCCGCAUGAGUCCAGGUGAAAGCAACGGUUUAUCGGGACCUAGCACUCUUGGCAGCGCUUUCCAGCUGGCUUAA